Tremella mesenterica DSM 1558 is the source of this 1137-nucleotide messenger RNA. RefSeq lists its product as uncharacterized. Gene Ontology annotation, biological process: macroautophagy. The transcript is spliced from 6 exons. Bases 1 to 1137 code for a protein of 378 amino acids. Gene Ontology annotation, cellular component: endoplasmic reticulum. Lineage: Eukaryota; Fungi; Basidiomycota; Tremellomycetes; Tremellales; Tremellaceae. The record is from RefSeq and is a predicted model, not a curated record.
AUGCUCCAUCAUCGCUUCAACUCGAAUACUACUUCCACAUCUCAUUCUUCAGGGAUAGGACCUAGUAAAUCAGCUCCUCCUUCAAACAAAACUUACACCCCUCUUCGAAGACAGAGCUCGGGCUUGUACGCCACACCUCAAUCCGGUACCAAAGUUCGAUAUCCAAUGCCAUCACCCAAUCUCACGCCUUAUGCUGAUGGAUCUCCUCUUCCUGUAUAUCCUUCUUACCCUUCGUCGAAUGGAGGUUAUGGUGUUCCGGACGGACCGGAGUUGAGCAUACAGGGGAACAAUCCUGUGUUAGCCGUGGUGCGACAUGGUUUGGAUGGAUUACGUUUGGGUUUGGCAGAUGCUGCUAGAUUAGAUAGGAGCUGGUCAUUGGUCUGGAGUGAUCAUGAACUUCGGUCUUUGGUCAUAAAAUCCACACUGAUCAACCUACUCUCAUUACUUUUACUCUCCCUCUGGCCUCUCAUCUUCUCUCCCAUAUUCUCCACAUCUACCACCUCAGCAAUCUCACCGACCAUGCAAGAUAAAACAAGAGAGAUAAGCAUGUGGUAUAACCUUUUACUCAGUUGGCCAGUAUUCAUCGUUUGUUUCUGGAUAAAUGCAUCUUGGUCACCUGACAUUACACGCAGAGCUCAUACUCUUCUUCAUCCUUCAUAUCGCUUUCAACCUUCUCCCAGUCCAACUCCCACUUCAGCGGGAUUCUCACAACAAUCCAACAUAGAAUCAUUCGUUUCCAACCCCAUUGGUUGGCUUAUGCCUUCUCUCACUAGGAUUACCAUGAUUAGUGACUUUACAUUACUUACGCGUAUCAUGUGUAUGAUUCCAACCUUGGGUAGAUGGUCGGCUAUGGGAUACAUGUGUAUUAUAAAUUCAUAUUACUUUUUCGAAUCAACUUUUCUUUCCCGUAGUUGGGGAUUGGACCAUCGGAUUUCUUUCAUGCAAGAACGUAUAGGGUACAUGAUAGGGUUCGGUCUUCCAGCUACUGUCCUCACUUCUUUCGGUCCACCAUUAGUCAACAUGGUCAUUUUUGCCUUGAUUUAUCCUUUCAGUUAUGGACUACUCACUUUCUUAAUCCUAACUUCUCCACCACGUUCUCCUGAUAUAGGCAUCGUAACUACAUUCCCCCUCUCGUAA